GACAAUGGAGUCAUUAUGUACAGUUUCCUGAAAGAUUAGACGAGUUUCAUUCUGUGAUGGUGCCAGCCAGCCCCAGUCCCUGUCCGUUCUGUGAUGGCGCUAGCCACCGACUACCGAGGAUGCCCACUUCAUCAAACCGCCAUUUUCUUAGAGAAGAAAGAGAGAGAGAGAAGGAAAGAAAAUCUCUUCAAUUUUCAUUUUGCUUCUUCGACGAGUCCCAAUUCCCAAGCACAUCGCCAAAAUCCUGAUUCCCGGUUGAUGAGCUCUCUCUCUCUCUCUCUCUCAAAGGCGAGUUUUCAUGCGUUGCUUGCUCGCUUCAAACCAACUUUUUCGACUGUACGCAGAUUCACGUACCCUGUAAUACUAGAAAACCAUAGAGUUUCUCUCUCUUCAUUACUCCAAGCUUCGAAUCUCUCCCUCUUUUUCUGUGCUCUCCGGUCCCUUUCUUCAAAUGCCAACCAAACUCCACCUCACUCUCUAACUUCGCUUAAACGCUGUACGAGUGGAAUGGAGAAGAGCAGGCCUCGCUCUGCACUCUCCACUCGUUGGUUCUGCGCUGCGUUUGUGGCGUCCAUCGCGACCAUGAUCUUGGCUCCGACUGUUAUUGACGGAGCUACUGAUUUAUUUGACGUUCAAGCUCUUCAGGUUAUGUACAUUUCACUGAACAAUCCUCCACAGCUAACUAAUUGGAACGCAAGUGGUGGCGAUCCGUGUGGAGAGUCAUGGCAAGGGGUUACUUGCCAAGGUUCUGCUGUUGUUUCAGUUCAGAUUCCAGGGCUGGGGCUCAAUGGGACAAUGGGAUACUUGCUUUCCGACCUUUGGUCCUUAAGAACAUUAGAUAUGAGUGACAACAAUAUUCACGAUUCAAUUCCAUAUCAGCUACCUCCGAACCUUAUAACCCUAAAUCUUGCUAGCAACAACUUAAGUGGGGACCUACCUUACUCUGUUUCUAUUAUGGUUUCUCUUAGAUAUCUGAACAUUAGCCAUAAUUCUCUCUCGCGGUCCAUUGAAGACAUAUUUGCCAAUCUUGCUAGGCUCUCAACCUUGGAUCUUUCUUUCAACAACUUCAGUGGAGAUCUUCCCAGUUCAUUUAGUGGGUUGGCUAAUCUUUCUACUCUUCACGUUCAGAACAACCAACUAACUGGUUCUCUCACUGUUCUGGCUGGUGUGAAUUUGACAGAGUUAAAUGUUGCAAACAACAAUUUUACUGGAUGGAUUCCAAGACAGUUCAGUUCCAUCCAUAAAUUUAUAUAUGAUGGGAAUUCGUUCGAUAAUAGUUUUGCUCCUCCUCCACCACCACCAUCCAAGUCACACCACCCCAGAAGACCACACAAAGCUCAUCGAAGACAUUCUCCCCCAGAUGCAUAUACACUUCAGAGUUCUCAUGACCAAGCUUCCAAACGAGAGAAUGGAAAUAAAAAGCAUGGGUUGACAGCUGGUUCUGUUAUAGGAAUUGCUCUUGGUUCUUUGCUCGUGGUUCUCUUGGUGAUGUUUGUGUUUGUAUUUUGCAUCCGUAAGGGCAAAAGGAAGAGACAAACUGCUGCUAGAACUUCUGCAGGAACUCUCUCUAUUACCAUGGACAAAGUGACUACAGAGAUGCAAGCACAAAGGAUUGCUGUUGUGGCAGACUUGAGGCCCCCACCUACAGAAAAGUUAAUGGUCGACCGGAUGCAAGGGAAAAAUGGAUCUGUAAAGAGAAUCAAGUCCCCUGUAACUGCUACUUCUUUUACAGUUGCUUCUCUACAAACUGCAACAAAUAGCUUUAGUCAAGAAAAUCUUAUUGGUGAAGGUUCACUUGGCCGUGUUUAUAAAGGAGAAUUUCCUAAUGGAAAGAUAGUGGCCAUUAAGAAGAUCGACAAUGCAGCACUCUCACUUCAGGAUGAAGAUAAUUUUAUUGAAGCUGUUUCAAUUAUGUCACGCCUGAGGCAUCCCAACAUUAUCGCAUUAGUAGGAUACUGUGCAGAGCAUGGCCAACGGCUUCUGGUGUACGAUUAUGUAGGUAAUGGGAGCUUGCAUGAUAUGCUACAUUUUGCUGAUGAAAGGAGCAAGAUGCUAACGUGGAAUGCACGUGUCAGAGUUGCACUUGGCACUGCUCGAGCAUUAGAGUACAUGCAUGAGGUUUGCCUGCCUUCAGUUGUGCAUAGAAACUUGAAGUCGGCAAACAUUUUACUUGAUGAAGAGCUCAUUCCCCAUUUAUCAGACUGUGGUUUGGCUGCUUUAACACCAAACACAGAGCGGCAGCAGGUUUCAUCAACCGAAAUGGUUGGUUCAUUUGGUUAUAGUGCUCCUGAAUUUGUCUUAUCUGGAAUAUACACUGCCAAAAGUGAUGUCUAUAGCUUUGGGGUGGUGAUGUUGGAGCUUUUGACUGGCUGGAAACCACUGGAUAGUUCAAGGGUGAGAUCAGAACAGUCACUUGUAAGAUGGGCUACUCCUCAACUCCAUGAUAUUGAUGCCUUGGCAAAAAUGGUAGAUCCUGUAUUAAAUGGCAUGUAUCCUGUAAAGUCUUUGUCUCGCUUUGCUGACAUCAUUGCCCUCUGCGUUCAGCCUGAACCAGAGUUUCGGCCUCCCAUGUCUGAAGUCGUGCAAGCACUGGUUCGGUUAAUGCAAAGGGCAAGCGUGGUGCGAAGGCACUCCAGCGAAGAAUCGGGUUUUAUGCACAGGACUCCAGAUCGCGAUGCAGCAGAGAUGCUGUACUAGAUAUCCAAGCCUGGUGAAUCCAUUGACACUCUGCAGCUAUAUGAGAGAUGAAGUACAACUGAUCAGAGGACGCAUGGAUUAAAGGAAACUUUGUGAAAGGGUGAGCAGAAGGAUGUGUAACUAUGUCCUAUACAAUUCCAGUCGUUCCAGGAGAGCUUGCAGCCUAGAGUUAAGGUGUAUAUUAUAUAAAACUACAGUAGAAUAAAUUUGUCAUAUUUCCAGACUCA
This is a messenger RNA of Diospyros lotus (date-plum), 2924 nucleotides long. Its product is annotated as protein STRUBBELIG-RECEPTOR FAMILY 8-like. The coding region runs from base 94 to 2697 and encodes 867 amino acids. The transcript has 16 exons. Gene Ontology annotation, biological process: protein phosphorylation. The record is from RefSeq and is a predicted model, not a curated record. Gene Ontology annotation, molecular function: protein binding; ATP binding; protein kinase activity. Lineage: Eukaryota; Viridiplantae; Streptophyta; Magnoliopsida; Ericales; Ebenaceae.